Plasmodium malariae is the source of this 666-nucleotide messenger RNA. RefSeq names its product thioredoxin, putative. NCBI's taxonomy places the organism in Eukaryota, Apicomplexa, Aconoidasida, Haemosporida, Plasmodiidae. The record is from RefSeq and is a predicted model, not a curated record. The transcript is spliced from 8 exons. The coding region runs from base 1 to 666 and encodes 221 amino acids.
AUGACGAUAUCGCAUCAUGAAGGAUGCGGAUGUAAAAAUGCGGAUGAGAUUUUAAAAGGCGGAGAGUUCUUACUAAAAUACAUAAAUAUUGAAAAAGUUACAGCAUUAAAUGAGAAGUUACAUGGAUCAUGCAGGAAAAUUUUAAAGUCCUAUGAUAACAGGUUGUCCUCUGAAAACUGCGAAAGUGAUGUUGACAAUGAGUUGAUAAUAAACAUUCCUUUUACGAGCCCUUGUAAGGUAUUGAGCAACUGCAUGAAUUUGAGGUGCAAACAUAUAAGCAGCAUUGUUAGUUUAUUCCUAAUUGGUGGGGAAGAAGGAAGUUACCCGAAGAAAAUGAAAAUUUUUUCUAACAGAGAAGAUAUAGACUUUGAAAACAUUAACGAUUUCAAAUGCGUUCAAGAACUAGAAUUAUCGGAAGAUUAUCAUGGAUCAAUUGAAUAUCCAUUAAAAGUAACUUCUCUAUUCAAUGUAAGCUACUUGACCCUCUAUUUUUAUGAAAAUUACGGAGCAGAAACGACAAAAAUAUUUUAUUUAGGAUUUAAAGGCUUAGGAACUAAUUAUACGAGAAAGGCAGUUGAAACGGUUUAUGAAGCCUCGCCAAAUUUGGCCGACCAUAAAGUUGAAGGAGCUGUCAAGAAAACAAAUUUUUCCUUUGAUGCCUUUUAA